AUGAACAUGGAGAGAGACGAGAGAUAUCUUGGUGUUACAGCGCCAAUAUCGACACACGAGUCUAGUGACAGAGAAAAAGAAGUUACGAUUACUCUCAUGGAGGAGCUACAUCGGCAAAAUACAUUCGAGUCAGCGGAGGAAGCGGCAACGCGGGAGCUUGUUCUGGGCCGUGUAGAUGCUCUCGUAAAAAAAUUCGUUCGAAAUGUUUCAAUGAAACGAGGUCUAUCCGAAGCUGCAGCCAAUGCUGCUGGUGGCAAGAUUUUUACUUUUGGAUCAUAUCGAUUAGGCGUUCACGGGCCUGGUUCUGAUAUUGAUACGUUGUGCGUUGUACCCAAGCAUGUUUCGCGAGAAGAUUUCUUUGAGGUGUUCGAGCCUAUGCUCAAGGAGUUGGAGGGUGCCACCGAAGUAGCGGGAAUACCAGAAGCGUAUGUACCCAUCAUAACAGCAAGCAUAUCUGGGAUACCUGUGGAUUUCUUGAUGGCACGCUUGGCUCUGUCUUCAAUACCAGACGACCUUUCACUGCAGGACGAUAAUCUAUUACGAAAUCUAGAUGAGCGAUGUGUGCGAAGUCUGAACGGUUCGCGGGUUGUGAAUGAAAUUCUUCGACUAGUCCCUGAUGUAGAGGUGUUCCGGAAUUCGCUACGUUGCAUAAAGCUCUGGGCAACGCGAAGAGCAAUUUACUCGAAUGUCAAUGGAUUCUUUGGUGGUGUUGCGUGGGCGAUAUUAGUCGCUCGAAUAUGUCAACUGUAUCCUAACGCUGUGGCUGGCGCUAUUGUCAGCCGCUUUUUUAUUAUCAUGUUCCGAUGGACCUGGCCACAACCCGUACUCCUCAAACAGAUAGAAGAGGGUCCGUUGCAAGUGAAAGUGUGGAAUCCCAGGCUUUAUCCCGCUGAUCGAGCACACCGUAUGCCCAUAAUAACACCUGCUUAUCCUGCGAUGUGCGCUACACACAACGUGACACAAUCAACCCAGAUGAUUACUACCGAAGAAUUUAAAAGAGCCUCCGAAAUCGUUGAUGGAGUUUUUGUCGGAACUGCGUCUUGGUCUGAGCUAUUUGCCAAGCAUGACUUCUUCCACAAGUACAGGUAUUAUCUACAGGUCAUUGCGUCUACUGGUGAUGCAGAAUUGCAGAUCAAAUGGGCUGGGACUGUUGAAUCUCGAAUAAGACAACUGGUCAUGAAAUUGGAGCAUGUUGAUUCACUGAUAUUGGCACAUCCUUUCAUCAAGGGCUUCGAGCGAGUUUCGUACUGCCUUUCCGACGAGGAAAUGCAUAUGGUUGCUCAAGGCGAUAUUUCGGAUGCUAUUUCUAAGCGAACAAAGCAAGACAUCGAGGACAAGGAAGGCUGUAGUGCCGUGUACUCGACUACCUUCUACAUCGGACUGGCAAUUGAACCGAAACAACCUGGCCUCGUUGGUCCUCGGCGCCUGGACAUAUCAUAUCCAACGACUGAAUUUACGAAGCUUGUCAAGAUGUGGGAAAAGUACGACGAUUCUACCAUGGGUAUCGUUGUUCGACAUAUCAGAAGUUCCGGUCUCCCCGAUGACGUCUUUGACCCUGGUGAACGCCAGCCGAAGUCGGCCCAAAAACGAUCCAAGGGUCCAGGCAAGUCGAGCCAUACUUCACCGGAUAUGCCGAACAAGAAAAUCAGAACGUCGUCCCAUCCUCCAACCAACGUGCCGCUGAAGUCAAGUUCGAAUGGACCUACCGCUAUGAAUCUGACGUCCAGUGCGGGACCUCCAGCAACAAUAUAUACUCCAAAGGAAACGACGUCUCGUGUGGCCGUUGCUAUGGGCUCAAUCUAACGCUGGAUCAAGAUAGGCCCGACAAGAAAAGUCGUCCUCAGGCAGCUUAGACCCCUCUAUCUCGCCUUGACGGCUUGGAUUAUUCAUCGGUGCUAUAUUUCUUUCACAGGGACCGUCACCGCCCGUAGAACUUGAUUCGCUCUCUUGUCCGACCCUGAGUACACACGGUAACGGUCUCCUUGAGCGUUGUCGGUAUUGUUCUUUCUUAAAUAAGUUGCUUCUUUCACAAAAGAACUUGCUUACUUGUCCUAGUCUCGUUAUAUCGAAUCUCUGGUAUCUGUUAUUUGUAUGGCGUCCGUCCUCGUUACUUUUCGAGACAUAACAUGUAUUUUAUAUCAAUAAUAUCUCUAUAAAUGCUUGUGUGCAUGC
Molecule: messenger RNA, 2172 nt
Organism: Guyanagaster necrorhizus
Lineage: Eukaryota; Fungi; Basidiomycota; Agaricomycetes; Agaricales; Physalacriaceae
Product: Poly(A) polymerase
Exons: 14
Coding region: 1-1803 (600 amino acids)
Biological process (GO): RNA 3'-end processing
Cellular component (GO): nucleus
Molecular function (GO): poly(A) RNA polymerase activity; RNA binding
Source: RefSeq, a predicted model, not a curated record